This is a messenger RNA of Suillus subaureus, 1364 nucleotides long. RefSeq lists its product as uncharacterized. The transcript is spliced from 4 exons. The coding region runs from base 277 to 1251 and encodes 324 amino acids. Lineage: Eukaryota; Fungi; Basidiomycota; Agaricomycetes; Boletales; Suillaceae. The record is from RefSeq and is a predicted model, not a curated record.
UAGGCUUUUGUGCAUAGCAUCUCAUUGCGCUCUGCGCUAGCCUCAGAAUCUCGGCUUCGUUUCAACACUAAUCUGCGCCUUCUUACCGCAGCUCGUAGAUGGUAUAAUCCUAACGGCGUCCUCCUUAACGGUAUCUCGGCUGUCCUCCUCAUUAUAUCCUACAGCUCGGCCUCACUCGCCGUAUGCAUCGACUAUGAAUCCACACUGUCUGAGCAUGGUAUUGCCUUUGCAGGGUUACCUCUUCUCAUUUUGGGCGUCGCACUCCUGUUCCAAGUGAUGAUCGUAUUGUCAGGGAUACGGGCUGUCAAAAUAUUGACGUGGAGCUCCUCACCUUUCGACCUGACCGCUGCACUAGUCCACCACACGCAAUUGACCCCGGUUACUUUGCGGUGCAUGCGUUGCGUGUCCGACCUAGACACGGAUGGAGGUUCAGCGAAGCCAUCCGAGAUACAACCUUCUGCAUGGCAUGCUCACCCUAGCAUCCGGAAAGUUGUCAUUUUUCUCUGGGUGGUCGUUGCAGCAUGCGCUGGAUGGGCCGCGCUCGUCAUGUAUAUCUGGCAUAAGUACGCAUACCAAGAUGGUAUGCUGUCCGACCAUGCACUGACCAUACAAACGUGGUCAUUCUUGCACAACGAGUCGUCCAAUUCCAUCGGGUAUCAUAUGCCGGGUUUCGCGUGGAUUCUGCUCUAUGUCAACAUGGCAGCUAUCCAGGGGCCGUUGACGCUUGGGCUGCAUUGCUCAGAGCUCAUCGCAAAUGUCAUUCGAGACGAAAGACAAUGGAGAUGCGCUACUGGAAGGAAUGGACUUCGAACGGCGACGAAUCCAUUGAAGAUGAUUUUCACUCAUCCGAUUUGUCUUGUCCUUUUCGUCGCGAAGCCUUUCCUGCACUGGAUGUUUGGGCUCUCACUCGUCAUAGAUGCCACCUCCACUGAUGGGAAAACAACACUUCCGGUUGCAGUAUUCAUGUACACUGGCCAGAUCUGGAACUUAUGCAUAGCGCUGUUCAUAUUUUCAUGUUUCUUCACUUUCGUCGCACUGCGCCGACCGCGCGGUCCCCAGCCGGCUGCAUACGGUCACCUCCAGACGCUCGCCAACCUUGUGGACGAGUGGUCGCCUGUGAUGUGGUGGGGACACAAGGAGGACGGAAUUCCGUACUGUCAUGCUGGGACGAGCGAUUAUCCGCUCCCGGAUGUGAAGAUGGACUGUAUUUAUGCUGGGUCCGGUGCUGGGUCCCUAGUACCUGUCUCGUGAGAGGCACUUGAUUGGCUUUUUAGUAGGAGUUUCUUGAUUCCCCUUUUUAAAUAGAGGAGCUACAAUAUCCACGUCAGUCUGGCAAUGCAUCGACAGGCACACAACCAGCUAUG